AUUGGCUAUAAGUUAUGACAUAUCCGGAUUAUACCGGAUAAACCUUUGCACACUUUAUACGGAUCGAGUCUUGCAACCGACUACGGUCGCCUCAUUUCCGAUUUCGCGCUCCGAAGCACAGAUCACCACCAUGGCUCCCUUGACCCCAGAAGAAGAAACUCUAUGUAUCAACACCGUGCGCAUGCUGGGUGCCGAUCAACCUACCGCCGGGAACUCUGGUCAUCCAGGUGCCCCCAUGGGAUGCGCUCCCAUGGCGCAUGUGCUCUUUGGCAAGGUCAUGACGUACAACCCGACGAACCCGGCGUGGACCAACCGCGAUCGCUUUGUCUUGUCCAACGGCCAUGCAUGUGCGUUGCAGUACGCGAUGCUCAACUUGACGGGAUACGACGUGUCGAUCGACGACUUGAAGUCGUUCCGUCAAUGGGGCUCCAAGUGCCCCGGUCACCCCGAAAACUUCUGCACCCCGGGUGUUGAAGUGUCCACAGGUCCGUUGGGUCAAGGGUUGUCGAACGCCGUGGGGUUGGCCAUCGGCGAGAAGCACCUCGCGGCUGUGUUCAACAAGGAAGGACAUGAGAUCGUGGACCAUUACACGUAUGUUAUUUGCGGCGAUGGGUGCAUGCAAGAAGGCGUGACGUCGGAAGCGUCGUCCCUCGCUGGCCACUUGGGGUUGGGCAAGUUGAUUGUCCUGUACGACGACAACUUGAUCACGAUCGACGGGUCGACGGAUUUAAGUUUCACAGAAGACGUGGGCAAGCGGUACGAAGCGUACGGAUGGCAUGUGCAGACCGUCACGGACGGCAACUACGACCACGAAUCCAUCCACCGCGCCGUGCUCAACGCCAAGGCCGUCACGGACAAGCCGUCGCUCAUCAAGAUCCGCACGAUCAUCGGGCUCGGGUCCAAGAUUGAAAACUCGUACAAGGUACACGGCGCGCCCCUCAAGGCCGACGACACGGAAGCCAUCAAAGCCAAGUUUGGGCUCAAGAACGAACCGUUCUACGUCCCGGACGUCGCGCGCAAGUUUUACGACCACAAGGAGGCUGGCGCCGCGGCCGAGGCGGCGUGGAACGCCAAGUUCCAAGCGUACGCGGCCGCGUUCCCCGCCGAUGCGGCCGAGUACACCCGUCGUUUCACGGGCGGCCUCCCCGCCAACUGGAAGGACGCGUUCCCGCGCUUCACCCCCGCCGACAAGGGCUUGGCGACGCGCCAGUUUUCCGAAAAGGCGCUGAACGCGGCCGCGACCGUCUUCCCCGAACUCGUGGGCGGGUCGGCGGACCUGACGCCGUCCAACCUGACGCACCUGACGAUGACGGGCGACUUCCAGAAGCACACGCCCGUGGGGCGGUACCUCCGCUUCGGCGUCCGCGAGCACGCGAUGGCGUCCAUCAGCAACGGUUUGUUUGCGCACGGCGGCCUUCGUCCGUUCUGCGCGACGUUUUACAACUUCAUCGGGUACGCCCUUGGCGCUGUCCGCGUGUCGGCGCUGAGUCAGUUUGGGGUUCUGUACAUUGCCACCCACGACAGCAUAUUCCUCGGCGAGGACGGCCCCACGCACCAGCCCAUCGAGAUGAACGCGUCGCUUCGGUCCAUGCCCAACAUGUACCUGUACCGCCCGGCCGACGGCAACGAAGUGUCUGGCUCGUACAUUGAAGCAUUGAGCAACCCGACCCAGACGUCUGUGCUUACGUUUACCCGCCAGGGAGUGCCCAACCUCCACGGCAGUUCGGUUGAGGCGGUCGCCACUGGCGGGUACGUGCUCCAGCACAUCGUCCACGGUCAGCUUGACGUGUCGUUUGCCGGCCGCCCGGACCUGACGAUCGUGGCCACGGGGUCGGAGGUGUCGCUAGCGAUCGACGCGGCCAAGCUGCUCACGACCAAGAGCGUGCGCAUAGUGUCGAUGCCGUGCCGCGACAUCUUCGAUAAGACCUCUCCAGAGUACAAGCUGUCUGUGUUCCCGUCUGGCGUCCCGACGCUGUCGGUGGAGGCGGCCGCCACGUUUGGAUGGCGCGACUACUCGCACGCCCAGUUUGGCCUCGACCGGUUUGGCGCAUCUGCCACGAUCGAACAGCUGAGGGAACACUUUGGGUUCAAUGCCGCCGCCGUGGCCGCAGAAGCCAACAAGUUGAUCGAGUAUUACGCCGGACGCGCUGCUCCAUGCUUGUUUGACGUCCCCGCGCGCCGCUUUGUCAAGGAAGGACACCACUAAUCAGAAACAAGGGAUGUGUCGAUGCAAGAUUCGUAGAAAUAUUCAUUUUCAGAGUGUAAAGCAAGCAUACUAUGGUUGGUAUUCAUUGCUUCAAAGCAAUUAAUUACCUAUAGUCCCACAUACAAAAAUCAAGAUAAUAAUCAUCCUUGAGUCUUAGACUGACUAGCA
Messenger RNA from Aphanomyces astaci, 2374 nucleotides. Its product is annotated as transketolase. Lineage: Eukaryota; Oomycota; Saprolegniomycetes; Saprolegniales; Verrucalvaceae. Gene Ontology annotation, molecular function: transketolase activity. Gene Ontology annotation, cellular component: cytosol. The transcript has a single exon. The record is from RefSeq and is a predicted model, not a curated record. Bases 131 to 2206 code for a protein of 691 amino acids. Gene Ontology annotation, biological process: pentose-phosphate shunt.